AUGGUGGCGAUCAACGGAACGUACGAUGUGAUGCUGGUGCCCAUGCUGAUGCCCAUUGCGGACAUCCUCAACUUUCUUCCGCCCAAGGUGCGCUCCAUCGAUCCUUCGCCGCUGAUCCCCUUUACGCACGACGAGAUCACGGCGCUGGGGCUGAGUGCGGAUCAGUACAAUGCGGGCACCAACCAUCCGGUGAUGCUCGAGCUGGGCUACCAGGACCACACUGGGCCUGGACCACGCUUGUUCCGACCGAGCUUUGACGAGGCCAAGCUGGAGGUGCUCGGCAUGCGACAUCCGUCGCUGAAUGGCAAGCAGCCGUCGUCAGCGGAUCAGGGGUUCGUGUACAAGCAGCUCAUCCUUUUCUCGAAUGUGCUGCUCGCGACUUCGUCGAACCUCAUCGCGGGUCUGCGCAGCAAGCUCGUCACCAUCACACCGUCCAAAUCGCCCUCGAUCUACAGUGUGGACGAGGCGACCAUCUUGUACAACGUCAAGGACUACAUCGAGGUUGUCUUUAGCAAGAACGGAGAGCAGGGAUCGGUGGCGGGGAACGGUGCGAUCAAGUGGGCGGGUAGGCCGUGGUACGGUUGGGCGACGGGUGACACUCUGACGCAGUUUGUGUUUGACGUCGAGCAUGCCAAGAUUGCACCUGUGCCGUACAAGGCGGAUACGCGCGUGCGGGUGCCUGCGUUCUACGACCCGUCCAAGGCUUCGCUUGCCGGUGCGGUGCAGCCGGAAUGGAGCGAGACCGACGGCGUCGCGAGCUGGCGCUUCCAGGCCGACUACUUUAGCAAAGACAUCAAGGCCGCUGAUGCGGUGUGA
This is a messenger RNA of Moesziomyces antarcticus, 816 nucleotides long. RefSeq lists its product as uncharacterized. The transcript has a single exon. The record is from RefSeq and is a predicted model, not a curated record. Lineage: Eukaryota; Fungi; Basidiomycota; Ustilaginomycetes; Ustilaginales; Ustilaginaceae. Bases 1 to 816 code for a protein of 271 amino acids.